AUGCCGACCGUUUCGUCCAACGAGAAACUCAGCACACCAUCAGUCUAUCCAACGAAAGCCCCAUUCCCAACGAUCAUCGUCCCUGAUACAACCAGUGGAAUUCCAGACAAUGAAGAUGGGUUACGGCUAGAGCCUCACGCGAGCGAGAAAGUUCAGGUGGAAGUCUGCUCCGAACUAGCAUUCUUCAAUCAACCCUUCGAUAUCUUCAACAAUGCCGGACCAUCGUGUAAAGAAACUCAACAAAAGCUGGCACUGAUACAUGAUAAGAACGGACAGCCCAUGGUGUUUGCAGUUUCGAAUACUGGACGCCUACACGUUGUGUUUCACGUUAAUAAUGCUAUAGCUGGCUGGCAGACCUCGGAUAUCACGCCUACACAGAAUGAUGAUAGCUCAAAGGUAGAUGCUUUCGAUACCCUGGAACUAGGUGAUAAAAUACAUAUCGUGGUUAGCCUUGAAUCGGACAAGCACUCGAACAUCUCGCAAACGGUGUGGCAUGCUACAUUUGAGAAGCCAAAUCUGGUCGUAGAUGACGAUUUAGCUGAUGUUGCGGGGCUUCCUGAUCUGCAGUGGAACGAGAUCAACAAUGGAAUAGGCGACAAGAACAUCACUUCCGUUCUUUGUUGUCCUUCCGUUUCCUCUUUGGCCGGGUUUUACAUAUGCGCUGGGACUCAAACGUACGGCAAGUCUGCUGCAACACAUUACAUACUAGACCCUGCUCUUGGCCCGAAUGCAACAUGGCGCGAUAUCGUUAUGUCGGGUUCCGCGGAUAGUUUGCUAGCUCUCCAGCCAGUAUGUACUGGAAGCUUCCGAGACAAAACAAGUCGCGAAGUUGGCGUAGCAUCAGUGUAUCGUCAGACCGACGGGAACGAACAGCAGGUUUGUAGUGUCGAAGUUCUAGAUGAGACAUCGGCCCAGAGAGUGAAAACUAGGGUGCUACAGACAGGUCGGUUAGGAAGUAUUAGCAGUCUCUUCUCAAGUGUUAAUCCUUGGGGUUUGACCGACAUCCUGGUCGCCGGUGAAUUUGGAAUCGGCUAUUUUGAAUCAUCAGCUUUAGAGCGUAUGCUUGGCGAUCCGAUUCUUCCAGAUAUCGCUUUCAAACAGGUAGUCUGUUCUGAAGUCUACAAGGAUCUUUUCUGUCAUCUUACGGUAUUCGCCAUAUCGGAUCACAACGAGCUGUAUUUCAUCGAGGGGAAGAGGUCCAAAGACAGAAAAGUCACGUUUCAGACACCGUCUGGUUUACCGAUACGACAAGGCGUUACAAUGAUGUCUCCACAGUACAACGCGAAGUCUAACGCCAGUGAGCUGUUGUAUGUCAGCGACAAUGGCUCCAAUGGUCUGCGGCAUCUAGUUCGCGACCCUGUUUCGACACUGUGGACAGAGGAUAGCCUUCAAAUCAAGGUACCACCCGGUACUCCAUCAACCCUGACCAAGGUUCCAGUUUACAUGACAUCCAUAUCACUGUCAAAUGAAAACGGAGUGCCUGUACCUCAGGGCUACUCUGUGAACGUUACCUGCGAGCCUCAUAUGCACGUAAACUGCAAUGGCCGUUCUUUCUUGUUGAACGGCAAACCGACCAAGAUUACUACCCUGGACGCGUCGGGCCAGAUCGACCUGACACUACCCGUCGACCCGUUGAUGGGAUCCUGUACUAUCAAAGUCGAAUUGUUCGAGUUCAAGUCCAAAUCAUCAGCAUCCGACAUCAUUUGUAUCAACCCAGCACAACGAGUCAUUGACGGCCUAAGCUCGGUGAAGUCAGAGAACGAUCUACGAAACGCUCGUGGCCCUAACGGAGAGGUCAUAUUUGAAGAUGAGUCCAAAAUCACUGAGAGUGGCACUUUGCUAACACAGUUUGGACCAAUGGCACGGAAGCUGGGUGAUGAAGACCCCACCUCUGCCUCCUCAGGCGAAGACGAUACAAGUACUCUGUCAUGGAGCAAGGAAGAGGCUGCAGUGUAUCGCGACCCUGAUGCCAACUGGUUUGACAAAGCAAGCGCUACAGCAGGUCGACUUUUAGGCGAUGCCAUCGAGUACCUAAAGAUCGCAGUGAAGACGACUGUCAAAUUCGCCGUGAAGACCAUCGGCAAAGUUGUUAUGUUUGGGCUGCGUAUCGCUGGAAAGGUUCUCUCGUUUGCUGUGAAAACGGUUGCGGUACUACUCAAAGCAGUAUGCGGUAUACUAAACUUCAUGGGUAUCAGCACAGCAGGAUUGACGAAGUGGUUGGCUGUUGCGUUCAGUACUGAGAAUGCCAAGAAAACACAAGAGGUUUUGAAAGAAUCGUUCAGCACGGUCCUCGACGUCAUGCAAAGCUUCUUGGUCAAGAACAAAUGGCGUGUAGCAGAGUGGAUGGAAGACAUCGAAGACACAUGCAAGACAGUCAUUCCGGAUUCGCGACCACCGGCCAACGAUGAGUCAAAUCGAAAACCCAGCCUGAUAUCGAGGAUCCUCAACAAUCCUGUCAUCAAAGCUCUUAUGAAGUUCAAUCCAAUGUCUUGGGUCCUUGAGGCCAUGGCGGAAGGCAUUGAGGAGAUGUUAGGCGACAAGCUCGUGAUUCCAUCCCUCGAUUCUGUUUUUGCGCCAUUCAAGUCUUUGCUCGGGGACCUUACUGACGAUUUCGCUGGGCUUUUGGAACGACUGUUUGAUGCGAUCUGGAGCGAACUGAAAAACCUCAUCGCACAUCCAAGCAAAGUCAUUGAAAUUCUCAUCCGCGUCUUGGGAGACGUCUUUUACACUGCCUUCGACACAGUAAAAGUCUUCAUUCUGGCGUGUUAUGAUGCUUUUCUUGCUGCAAUCCAGGCUUCCAGGGAUCUGCUCACAGCCAAAUGGGUGAUUCCAGGCUUGACAGACGAGUGGGAGGAAAGCAAAGGACAAGACUUCAACCUCUUGAACUGUGGGACAUAUCUGCUUGCUCAGAUCAUGAAUGUGACGCACUUGUUCUCGAGUAGUAAGGCAGAGUUGCCUUUUGACGGCCUGAAGGUUCCCAAAGCCAGUUCGAUACCAAUACCGAUGAUCGAAACAGAGAAGCUAAAGGAACUCGCGAGUCGGCCACCUGGACCACACGACCUCGUUGUUAUGAUGGCUUCAGGAACGACAGCAUCGCCUCAAACGCCUGAAGAGAUCAAGGCAGAGAGGGAGGCUCGGUUGAAGGACAGACAGUGGUGUGAUUUAUGGAACAACGUCAGCACUGUUCUGAGGUUCCUCGGCGGAGCAUUCGACGCAUAUAUUACAGGGACUGAAAUAAGAAAAGUGAGAGACUCCAACAGCAUGAGUGGAAACGGUGGGCGAGUCCCUAUCAUAGGAAAGGGAGUAAACCCGCCACCUGUGGCAAAGAAGACUGGAUGGACACUCAGUAACAAGGCAAAGAUCGUGCCUGCAUCCAAGGGCAAUAUUGAGCUCACGACUAUAUUCCACGGGCCGCCACAUGUGCAGCCAGCUGGAACACACAAGAUCAAACAAGCCGCAGGGGAUUUAGGCCCAGAACCAGAAUUGGAAGCAGACCUCGAACCUGAUCCAUCUCCAUUGAUUCAAAAAGAAGCCCCUGGACCUGAUCGAUCUCCACCGAUUCAAAAAGAAGCCCCUGGACCUGAUCCAUCUCUACCGAUUCAAAAAGAAGCCCCUGGACCUGUAAAUUCCGGGGAAAGCAAGGAGCCAGCAGUCAAGCCAGGAAGCGCUGCUUCGCCAAUCAAAGACACACACCAGGAUGCUAUGGUGGAAUCGGUUAAGAAGAUCAGCAAAAUCUGGGAGGUGUCCGCCAUUGUUGUCAAUUUUGCUGGUCUUGGAUUCUCCGUCACCACGGCUGUGAUGAAAUCUAGCCUUCCCGAGGCCAAGGAUAACAUUGAACGGCGGUUUCGUUAUGCCAAUCUUGGCCUUCAGCUUGGUGGUUGUAUCUGCACCACAAUUGGCAUGUGUACUGACAUGAAACGGGUGUCGCAAGGUGGUGGGAUAGCUCUCCAGAUAGGUGCUGUGCUCGAGUGGGUUGGAACGAUUUGGCAACGGAAUAACGAUCUUCCCGAAGGGUCUACAGCCCUAGAUUUAGCCAAGUCGAUCUCGGGAAUUGAGUAUGCUGAUAUGGCGGGUUGUGGGUUUGGCUUGAUCGCAGCUGCGAUCAGUUGGAAGCCAAGCCGGAAGUACUACGCAGUGCUCUUUAGCGUGUUGGAUCUUACGUCUGCGGGUUCUGUAUUCGUUGUCGGAUUCAUCAAUCUUGAGGAAAAUGCCGAAACAGCUGAGCUUGCAUGGGAAGAGAAGCAGAAGAGGAACAAAGAAGACUAAUACGAUAGGCCCUGAGGUCCAGCGUUGAUUUUAGAAUUAGCGACCUGGAUACCAACUGAUAGGUAGCCUGUGGAACAGCAGUGUCAUCAUAUCCACAAACAACAUACAUGCUACAAGAACAACUUCAAAGCCCUUUACGCUAUGAAGUCCUCUAGUAAACCCUAGAACUGCAACCUCUUAGUCAAGUAAAACUUUAC
Molecule: messenger RNA, 4463 nt
Organism: Dothidotthia symphoricarpi CBS 119687
Lineage: Eukaryota; Fungi; Ascomycota; Dothideomycetes; Pleosporales; Dothidotthiaceae
Exons: 8
Coding region: 1-4266 (1421 amino acids)
Source: RefSeq, a predicted model, not a curated record